Molecule: messenger RNA, 1592 nt
Organism: Sebastes umbrosus (honeycomb rockfish)
Lineage: Eukaryota; Metazoa; Chordata; Actinopteri; Perciformes; Sebastidae
Gene: cenpl
Product: centromere protein L
Exons: 5
Coding region: 128-1189 (353 amino acids)
Source: RefSeq, a predicted model, not a curated record
AAAGCGUGUUGGGAAAAAUAAAACCGUCACUUCCUGUUUGGAGUGAUGUGAUUGGCUGAUUCUAACCGCGUAGAAAGCGUUUGAAUCUGUUUCCGGUUUCUGUCUGCCUCACAGAUAAACAGCAGCCAUGGAGAAGCAUGACAGUGCGAAGAGGACUCCCAAGAGCUACCGGCUGUCAUACCGCAGCUGCUUGGGUGCUGGUGCUUCACGUCUCGUUUCAACCCCAGCAUUGACGGCACGGAGGCUCAAUGCCAGCAGAAGGGCUCCAAAGUCACACAAUAUCACUGACAAGGUGAAUCCGGAGCAGCUGGCCCUGCUGGUGAACACAGAGUGGCAGCUGUCGUAUGUUACUCCUCUCUAUCAGUUCAGACACACCCAGCUGAAAGGCUACUCCAAGCAGCUCUCGGCUUUUAUCGCUGCAGAGAAGCAGCAAGGUUUGGCGUUGGAGGGACCGCAGACAACCUUCAGAGUCUCCCUCUCUUUGGUACAGGGGAUGGCUGAGUCGGACGAUGAUGCUGAGACCGUCUUCAUACAGAUCCACUCAAAUCCUUUGUUCGCCAAGCCGGACGAGCCACAGAAGGCAGUAUGGAGCGGCUGGCUCACCUGCAUCAACUGCAACCCCGAAUACCUGCGCUCACUCCCAAAGGACUUUGUCUGCCUGCCGCUCUUCUGCAGCCGCGGCGCCGAGGGCCUCACCACUCUGGUAAAAUCCUGGUUCAAGCAGACCUUUGACUGCUGCUUCGGCUCCCUGGAAAUCUGCCAGACUAGCCUCCAGUGGCUGAUGGCGUUGUGGACCAACUGCCACGCCGAGUCCAACAUCCUGCACCUUACAAUGAUUUGGACUCUUCCGGUUGUGCCGCCGCUGCGGGUAACCUACACGAUUCACCCCAAAGACGCCUGGGUUCUGUGGGGCAGUGUGAGGAAGGAGAAGGAGAAUGGAGGAGAGGACGAGGAGGCGGAGGAUGAGGACAGUAUCGACAUUGAGGAGGUGAUGAGGUUCACGCAGGGACUGAAGAACCACUUUUACAGACACUUCCAGGUGGAUCUGUCAGCGGGGAGCCUGAGUCAGGUCUCCACAACACUGGGAUCAGCCAAGGACAUCGGCAAGAUCAAGAUCUCCAACAGCAAAUACAUGAUCACCACCCUGACGCUACUGACGGAGUGUGCUCUCCUCAAAAUGCCCAUCUGAGUGACAGAAUAAAGACUUUAAGGCCACCAGGAAACGCAAUAUUCCAAUUUGACAAAACUUCCUGGAAUGAUGGGAAAUGCAGCUUUAUAUUGCAGAUUUUUUUUUUUUUAUAAAGAAAGCCUGACAUGAAAUGGAGCGUUAUUAUUUUUCACAAUAUUUUCUUUCACACACUUUUCCUCUCAUUUUCCUGCAUCUAACUGCAAGUAAGUCUUGUGGCUGUAAUUAUGCCCAAAACCGAGGAAAAUAUUGUAUAAUAUGCCCAGUUUACCACGUUGUCUACUUUGUGUCCUGUGCUGGCAAACAUGCGUAGGGUCUACCCCUUUUUGUAAAUACUAUAUAUUCAUGUCCAGCUGUUAAUAUAUUUUUGUCAUUUAUAGUUGUAAAUAAAAGCAAAGCAAAAGGA